AGGAGGAGGAGGAGAGCGUGGGGUCCGACGAGGAGGAGGAAGGCGACGCGGAGGAGAAGCCAGACUCCGAGGAAGAGGAGGCGGUCAUGGAGGACGACGACGACGAUUCCGAUUAUCCCGAAGAGAUGGAGGACGAGGACGACGCCAGCUAUUGCACUGAGAGCAGCUUCAGGAGCCACAGCACCUACAGCAGUACCCCAGGUAGAAGGCGACAGAGAGUACAUCGACCACGUUCUCCAAUACUGGAAGAAAAAGACAUCCCUUUUCUUGACUUGCCCAAAUCCUCAGAGGACUUAAUGGUGCCUAAUGAGCAUAUAAUGAAUGUUAUUGCCAUCUAUGAGGUACUGCGGAACUUUGGCACUGUUUUACGCUUGUCUCCUUUUCGUUUUGAAGACUUCUGUGCUGCUCUCGUAAGCCAAGAACAGUGUACACUUAUGGCAGAGAUGCACAUAGUGCUUUUAAAAGCUGUUUUACGUGAAGAGGACACUUCAAAUACUACCUUUGGACCUGCUGACCUCAAAGAUAGCGUUAAUUCCACACUAUAUUUUAUAGAUGGGAUGACUUGGCCUGAGGUUUUGCGGGUAUACUGUGAGAGUGACAAGGAGUAUCAUCAUGUUCUUCCUUUUCAAGAGGCAGAGGACUACCCUUAUGGACCAGUUGAAAAUAAAAUUGAAGUUCUGCAAUUUUUAGUGGAUCAGUUUCUUACAACAAACAUUGCACGUGAGGAAUUAAUGUCAGAAGGUGUGAUACAAUAUGAUGACCAUUGUAGAGUUUGUCACAAACUGGGGGACUUGCUUUGCUGUGAAACUUGCUCAGCUGUCUACCACUUAGAGUGUGUGAAACCACCUCUUGAAGAGGUCCCAGAGGAUGAAUGGCAGUGUGAAGUUUGUGUAGCACAUAAGGUGCCUGGUGUAACAGACUGUAUUGCUGAAAUCCAAAAAAAUAAACCAUACAUUCGACAUGAACCUAUUGGAUAUGAUAGAAACAGGCGGAAAUACUGGUUCCUGAACAGGAGGAUUGUUAUAGAGGAAGAUUCAGAGUGUGAAAAGCAUAAGAGAAUCUGGUACUAUAGCACAAAAGUCCAGCUGGCAGAAUUAAUUGAAUGCCUAGACAAAGAUUACUGGGAAACUGAUAUCUGCAAAACUCUGGAAGAAAUGCGCGAAGAAAUUCAUCGGCAUAUGGAUAUAACAGAAGACCUUACUAAUAAAGCACGGGGUAGCAACAAAUCUUUUCUUGCUGCAGCAAAUGAAGAAAUUUUAGAAGCAAUCAGAGGCAAAAAGGGGGAGCUAUUAGAGGACAGAAGCUCAGUUGCUGAUGAAGAAAAGGCUACUGUUGAAAAUAAAGAGUGCACAGAUAUUGAGAAUGGAAAAGAAGAACUUUCAAACCAACAGGUGGAUGUCAACAAGGAAAUAUUGGCAGAGGAAAGUUCUGAAAAAGGGAGAAAGGAAGAACCAGCAGAUGCUUGUGAUAAAAACAACUCUGUGCUAUCACUUCCUGGAAGCAGCAUCACAGAUGUUUCUGCAGGAGAGGCUGAUGCUUCUGAAGGGAAGAACACAGUGGGAUGUGAUUCAGAAAUCCUUGGUGAUAAUGUGGCAGACAAAAAUUUGGCAUCAGAAGACCUUAAGGAUAUUUCAGAUGAAACAACUAAGACAAUUCAUAAUCUGAACAUUGAUUCAUCUGCUGAAGCACUUUUGUCUGAUCCAGAAAACAGCAGUAGCAAUGAACCAAAUUCUAUGCAGAGCGAAUCUGUGAAGAAUUCUGAUGAAGUGGAAACCAUUGAAGGAGGGUCUCAGAACUCAGAGGACCUAGGAGAUAAAUCUAAUGGUGAGAGAAGUGAAUCUCCAAGCAGUGGAAGAGGCACUCCAGGUUCAACACGAAUGGUCACUCGCUUACGAAAUCCAGAUAGCAAACUCAGCCAGCUAAAAAGUCAGCAGGUUGCUGCUGCAGCACAUGAAGCAAAUAAGCUUUUUAAAGAAGGCAAAGAGGUGCUUGUGGUUAAUUCCCAAGGGGAAAUUUCCCGAAUGAAUACCAAGAAGGAAAUAGUGAUGAAAGGAAGCAUCAGCAAUUAUUUCAAGCUGGGUCAAGAAGGGAAGUAUCGCAUCUACCAUAAUCAAUAUGCUACCAAUUCUUUUGCUCUGAAUAAACAUCAACACCGAGAAGACCAUGACAAAAGGCGUCACCUUUCUCACAAGUUUUGUCUGAGUCCUGCUGGAGAGUUCAAAUGGAAUGGUUCUGUCCAUGGGUCAAAGGUUCUCACAAUAUCCACUCUAAGGUUAACAAUAAUUCAGCUAGAGAAUAACAUCCCCUCCUCAUUCCUUCAUCCCAACUGGGCUUCACACAGAUCUAAUUGGAUCAAAGCUGUCCAGAUGUGCAGCAAACCUAGAGAAUUUGCAUUGGCUCUGGCUAUAUUGGAAUGUGCAAUUAAACCAGUUGUUAUGCUGCCCAUUUGGAGGGAGUCCUUGGGUCACACCAGGUUACGCAGAAUGACAGCUAUUGAAAGAGAAGAAAAAGAGAAGGUGAAAAAAAAGGAGAGAAAACAAGAGGAAGAAGAAACCAUGCAACAAGCAACCUGGGUGAAAUAUACAUUCCCCAUCAAACACCAGGUCUGGAAACAAAAAGGAGAAGAAUAUAGAGUAACAGGAUAUGGCGGAUGGAUAUGGAUUAGUAAAACGCAUGUUCAUAGAUUUGUGCCCAGAUUACCUGGAAAUACUAAUGUCAGUUAUAGAAAGUUGCUACUCGCAAAGAACAAUACUGCUGCUAUCACAGAAAAACAACAUGAAUUGGAUAAAAGGAAAAAUCCAUCAAAAGUAAAAGUAGAGCAUUAUUCUUUGAAAGAUAGAAUAAAGAACUUCCGUGAACCACAUAAAAAGGACCAAAAAGAAACUGAAAAUUCUGAGACCACAAAGAAAAGUCAAACCAAGGAAGAAAAUGAAUUAAAUGAAGAAAAAGCUGAAAUUGAUAGACAUUUUGAAAAAUCAGAUCAUGCAAAGGAAGAUGAAAAAGAAAUAUGUGAAAAUGAUAAAGACAUCAAGGAAGAACCUAUGGAAGUGGAUGAAAUGAAAAUGGAUGCUUCCACAAAAUAUGAAGAAACUCCAAUCAGUGCAGAUUUAAUAAAUGUUAGUGAAGGUUUUCACUUAAGGACAUGUUACAAAAGGAAAGUUAAAACAUCAAAAUUAGAUGGACUACUUGAAAGAAGAGUAAAACAGUUUACAUUAGAGGAAAAGCAGCGAUUGGAAAGAAUUAAGCUUAAAGCUAGUGCUAAUUCCUCAGAUUGUAAACCUCCAAGUCCACAAAGGAAUACAGAUGGCCUACUGUUAGCUAAGACAGAAGAUGGAAAACAGAUAGAUUUAACUUCACAAAAGAGAAUCCAUAUUUCAGGUACAAAUCAAUCUGAAGAUCCUGUUAAAGACAGUUUGUCACCUAACAAUCUUCACCUCAAUAAAACCAGUGAAUCAAUCCAAUCCUUGUCUUGCUUGAAUAGACUUUUAGAAGAAGAAUCAGAUCUCAUUUCAGAUCAGUGCUCAGAUACUCAAUGUUUGAUAGCAAUGAAUGCUCAUGAAAGUGUUUCUGAACCAGUGGAUAUAGAGAAAAAUAAAGUUUUGAGUAAAGAGAAUGAUAAUUCAACCAUGGAACAUUCUCAGGCAACAGACAAUAAAGAAUCAACUAAAUGCAGUGCAUUAGAGGACAAUGAAAAAAGUUCAGAGGAAACAAAGAUCACAGAGCCCAAGAGUGAACAUAAUAUACAGCCAGUGGGAAUUGAACACAGCUGUGAAAAAGACACUGCAUCUUUCAUUAAGAAAGAGAGUGAAACAUUAAAAACUGAAAAUCAGGGCUGUGAUUCUGUAGAAGCUUGUAAUUUAGAGGAUCAUCAUGCAGCAGUAUCUCUACAAGCAAAUAACAUAAAUAUGAGUCUACUGAAAAGCAAUGAAGAUGCAUCUGAACCAAAGAUUGUAUUAAAUCCCAAGCGAACCCUUGAAGGCCUAAAAUCAUUGCGUACUGAGCUUAUUUCAGAAAAAGCAUUUGAAGCCCAGAUUCCUGACGUGAUAGGAGAAAAUAUUCUUGAUGAAAUUACACACUCUAAAAUUACAGAAACAAAUGGUGAAAAGCUAGGUCAGGCGAAGUGUGAUCCUCCAACUUCCAUAAGCAAGUGCUUUGAUCAAAUUAAAAGCAUUGCUGAUAAAAAUAAUAAUAAAAAUGGAGAACAUGAUGUCCAGAUGGAAAGAGGAAAGUCAGCAGCAUUUCAGAUUAAUGGAAAAGAUGCUGAUUUCAAAGUAUUACCAAAUGAAGGAUGCUUAAAAGAAGUAAUUGAAGAAGCCGAGAGUAAUAUUGACUCUAAAAUCAAUAAUAUUAAUAAGAGCAAUCUGCUGGGUAAAUCAUUUCCCUCUAAUGAAUCUGUAAAACCAUUUAUGAAUGGAGAUAUUGCUGCAGAACAUGUGGAUGAGAGAAGAAAUUCAGACAAUGAGUGUUCUGUACAGAGUUCUGUGGGUCCAGACUGUGAUUCUCGAGAUGGUGUUUUACCUCAAGACAGGACAUCUCAGUCUGCUCAAGACACUGGAAGGAAGCAGUAUUCUUCUGAAAGGUCUAGUCCAGUUGAUGAUGCACCCAUCCCAGCCUUCCAUUCCUGUAAUGAGAACAGUAUAUGUAGUGAAACAGAAUGCAUGGAAAUUGAAUCAUCAUGUGUUAAGAAAGCUGCCCUCUCACCUGUAAUUUCAUGUGAAGAAUCUAGUUUGAGUAAUGACUUUGCUGAUCAGAAUGGACUGCAGACACAUAGAGUUAAAAACAUCAAUGGAGAAAAUGCAGUAAAAGCUGUUGUGACAGAAGUGACCACCACAUCUACUAUUUCUACAGAAUCAAAAACUAUUUAUAAAAUGUCAGAGCUAUCAGCAAUCAAGGAGGAUAAAGAAAGUGUGGUGUCAUCUACUGAAAACUGUUCCAUAUCCACUGUAACUACUACAACCACAACCACUGUAACAAAGCUUACCACUCCCAUAGCAGACAGCAGUACAGAUGUUAUUUCUGUAAAAGAGCAUAGUAAAACUGUGGUUACAACAACAGUGACUGAUUCUUUGACAACACCAGGUGGAACAUUGGUGACUUCUAUGACAGUCAGCAAGGAAUAUUCCACAAGGGACAAAGUGAAACUAAUGAAAUUUUCAAGACCUAAAAAGACUCGGUCUGGAACAGCAUUGCCGUCUUACAGAAAGUUUAUUACUAAAAGCAGUAAAAAGAGCAUAUUUGUUUUACCCAGUGAUGAUUUGAAGAAGCUGGCAAGAAAAGGAGGGAUUAGAGAAGUACCCUGUUUCAACUAUACCGCUAAGCCUGCUUUGGACAUCUGGCCAUAUCCAUCCCCAAGACCAACUUUUGGUAUCACUUGGAGGUACCGACUUCAGACUGUAAAAUCUUUGGCAGGGGUUAGCCUCAUGUUGAGGUUACUCUGGGCAUGCCUAAAGUGGGAUGACAUGGCUGCCAAACCCCCACCAGGAGGAGGAACUACACGCACAGAAACAUCAGAAAUGGAAAUUACGACGACAGAAAUAAUCAAACGGAGAGAUGUUGGACCAUAUGGGAUUCGAUCAGAGUACUGCAUACGGAAAAUUAUUUGCCCUAUUGGUGUUCCAGAGGCCCCAAAAGAAACUCCAACCCCUCAGAGGAAAGGCCUUAGAUCAAGUGCAUUGAGGCCUAAAAGGCCAGAAACACCAAAGCAAACAGGACCAGUCAUAAUUGAAACCUGGGUAGCGGAGGAGGAAUUGGAAUUAUGGGAGAUAAAAGCGUUUUCUGAAAGGGUGGAGAAGGAAAAGGCACAGGCAGUUGAACAACAGGCUAAGAAGCGACUGGAACAACAGAAGCAGGUGCCUGUUGUGUGUGGAGCCACUACAGCUACUACAACUAACAGUACUGUGACCACAGUUUCCACUCCUCAGAAAGUUGUAGUGGGCCCAUUACCACGCUCCAUGCCCAGCGGAGCCAAAGUAGUGCUUGCCACCAAGGUGGGAUCUCCAGCUACAGUAACAUUCCAGCAGAACAAGAAUUUCCAUCAGACUUUUGCUACCUGGGUUAAACAAGGCCAGCCUUCAACAGCCACAAGCACAGCUGCUACAUCAGCAACCACCAUUUCUAGCAGUGGUCAGACUUUCCAGAUUGCCAGCAGUCCAGUAACCAUGGCGGGCAAAGUGAUUACAAAGCUGCCUCUUCCUGCAAAUAGCAAAAUAGUUGCUGUUAAUGUUCCAGCUACUCAAGGAGGCGUAGUUCAGGUGCAACAAAAAGUGUUGGGCAUCAUUCCAUCAACAACUGGAGCAAACCAACAAACAUUUACUUCAUUCCAGCCAAGGACAGCAACUGUAACUAUUAGGCCAAAUAAUACAGGGACUGUAUGUACGACAAGUGCUUCACAAGUAAUGCCUGGAACACCUCUUCGGCCUGGAAUGACGGUCAUAAGAGCACCUCUUCAGCAGUCAGCUCUAGGAAAGACCAUCAUCCGAACACCUGUAGUAGUACAGCAGGGUGUUAUUCCAACCAGCCAAACACAACAAGUGGUCACACAGAUCAUCAGAGGUCAGCCUGUGUCAACAGCAGUGUCUAGUCCUACUACAGUUUCUACCAGUCAGAAGGUGGCAACAACUCCAGGAAUACCUUCACAGCACAUGCAGUCACAAGCCACUCCGCCACAUCCUCCUCGGCCUCAACAGGGACAGGUGAAGCUUACCAUGGCGCAGCUCACGCAGCUCACACAAGGACAGGGUGGCAGUCAGGGAUUAACUGUAGUAAUUCAGGGACAGGGUCAAACAACUGGACAGUUGCAGUUGAUUCCACAAGGUGUGACAGUAAUCCCAGGUCCAGGUCAGCAACUGAUGCAAGCCGCUAUGCCAAAUGGUACCAUUCAGCGCUUUCUUUUCACCCCAUUAUCAACAGCAGCUACAGCAGCUAGCACUACUUCCACAACAGUUUCCACCUCAACAUCAGCUGCAGGAGAACAGAGGCAAACGUCUCUUGCACAGACUCAAACACAGCCAACGCCAGCGCUUCCACCUGCUGAGCCCAAGCCUGCUCAGACUCCGCUCCCAGCUCAGCCCCCAAGUGGUCCGGCUCAGACUGUGAUGCCAGCCCAGACGCAGACUGCGCAGGCGCCAGUUCCAGCUGAACCCCUCCUGCCCCCAGAAGCUCAGGCUCCACCUUCGCUUCCAAGUCCAGCCGUUACCUCUGAAGCACAGCCACCAAGAACACCAUCAACUGUAACUCCAGCUGUGGCUCAGCCCCCACCCCAGAGCCCUGCACAAGGGCAGCCUGUACCUCCAGCACAGAACCAGUCCCAGCCAGUUGCGCAUCCGCAGACUCCACCCAAAGGACAGACGAUCCAGCCAACUCAGGUACAGACCGCAGCCCCACAACAGGUUCAGAUCCAACCACAUCCUUCAGUGCAGAUCCAGACCCAGCAGUCCCAGGUCCCAACGUCACUCCCAGCUUUGCCGCCUGCUCAGCCUGCCAACCAAGUCACUGUACCGUCUCCACGCCCUCAGCUGCAGAUUCAGCCCCCCCAGACCAAGGUCAUUACUGUGCCGCAGCUUCAGCAGCAAGUCCAAGUGUUUUCCCAGCUUCAGUCCCAUAUGGUGGCCCAGAUUCAAGCUCAGCAAAGUGGCCUGUCUCAGCAGAUUAAGCUCCAGUUACCAAUUCAGAUUCAGCAGGCCAGCUCGGUGCAAACACAUCAGAUCCAGAAUGUAGUAACUGUUCAAGCCAGUGUUCAAGAGCAACUGCAAAGGGUUCAGCAGCUCAGAGAGCAACAGCAGAAGAAAAAACAGCAGCAUAUUGAAAUAAAACGGGAACACUCCCUUCAGGCUUCUAAUCAGAGUGAUAUUAUCCAAAAACAGGUGGUAAUGAAACACAAUGCUGUGAUAGAGCACUUAAAACAGAAAAAGACAUUAACUCCUGCUGAGCGUGAAGAGAAUCAACGAAUGAUAGUGUGCAACCAAGUCAUGAAAUAUAUUCUGGAUAAGAUAGAUAAAGAAGAAAAGCAGGCGGCUAAGAAACGAAAGCGGGAAGAGAGUGUGGAACAAAAGCGCAGUAAACAGAAUGCUUCAAAACUCUCUGCUCUACUCUUCAAACAUAAGGAGCAACUAAAAUCUGAAAUACUGAAGAAAAGAGCACUUUUGGACAAAGAUCUGCAAAUUGAAGUGCAGGAAGAACUAAAGAAAGAUCUGACUAAGAUUAAGAGAGAAAAAGAAAAGGCACAGGCUGCUGCAGCAGCUGCUGCAGCGGCUGCAGUCCUGCCUCCACCACCGCCUCCACCUCCUCCACCGCCACCACCACCACCACCACCACCUCCACCACCACACACUUCCGGUUCCAGCGUUCCUUCAACAGCUUCAGGCACAUCGUCUAUUUCAUCCCACAAAAGAAAGCGAGAGGAAGAGAAGGAGUCUGCAUCUUCAAAAUCCAAGAAAAAGAAAAUGAUUUCUACUACCUCAAAGGAAACCAAGAAGGAUACAAAGCUUUACUGCAUCUGCAAGACGCCUUACGAUGAAUCCAAGUUCUAUAUUGGCUGUGAUCUUUGUACUAACUGGUAUCAUGGAGAAUGUGUUGGCAUCACAGAAAAGGAGGCUAAGAAAAUGGAUGUGUACAUCUGUAAUGAGUGUAAACGGGCACAAGAGGGCAGCAGUGAGGAAUUGUACUGUAUCUGCAGAACACCUUAUGAUGAGUCACAAUUUUACAUUGGCUGUGACCGAUGUCAGAAUUGGUAUCACGGGCGCUGCGUUGGUAUUUUGCAAAGUGAGGCAGAUCUCAUUGAUGAGUAUGUCUGUCCGCAGUGUCAGUCAACUGAAGAUGCCAUGACAGUUCUCAGUCCUUUGACUGACAAAGAUUAUGAAGGGCUAAAGAGAGUGCUACGUUCAUUGCAGGCUCACAAGAUGGCUUGGCCAUUCUUAGAACCAGUAGAUCCCAAUGAUGCUCCAGAUUAUUAUGGUGUUAUCAAAGAACCUAUGGAUCUUUCCACCAUGGAGGAAAGAAUACUGAAGCGUUACUACAAAAAGGUGACAGAAUUUGUGGCCGACAUGACCAAAAUAUUUGAUAAUUGUCGUUAUUACAAUCCAAGUGACUCUCCUUUUUAUCAGUGUGCAGAGGUUCUUGAGUCAUUCUUUGUACAGAAACUAAAAGGAUUCAAAGCAAGCAGGUCUCAUAACAACAAACUGCAGUCUACAGCUUCUUAAAGUUCUACGUGUUACCAUACCACAAACCACAAGAAUCUGGUUGCCUGAAUUUUUUUAAUUGGGGAGCCAGAGGUUUUUAGUCAGGGUGUCCUGACAAGUCUUGAUGUAAACUGUGUUUUUAUCAGUCACAUCAGAUUUAUAUUCUUGGCUAAUUUUGUCCAAAGGACAAAAGAAUGAAAAUCAGCAGCAUCGUUUUCUUGUCAAGAUCAAAUUGUGCUGUUGUGGCAGAAACAGGAAAACAUUUUGCUGAAGGACAGGAAAAAAAACACGCAAGAGAAAACAAGAUACAGUAAAAUGGGGUCAAAUUCUAACUCCAUGGAAAUGCCACAUCUGUUCUUCAGUGAAGAAGCUGGUUUAUAAAUUCCACACAGAGAACUUUUGACUGUAUUUAUUUAUUGUUGCAAAAGGACGCUUUUUUAUUGCUGCCCUCAUUUGUCAGCUGAUUAUUUUUUCCCCUUACAAAUCCAGCCCUGGUUGUAUGUAACCCAUUCUGUAUCUUACCAUGAUUCCUGUAGGUAAAAGUACAAGAUGACCUCUAGAUGUCUUUUCUUUCUAUGAAAGGAGCUGCUAUGUACACAUGUGCACAAACAAACUGGGAAUCAACAUUGAGUUUAUCGUUCGCGGUAGAGGAAAACAAUUAAGCUUGCAUAAAAGUUGGGCAAAGUGGUCGUGGACUACAGACUUUGUUGCCUUGAAUAUAACAGUACAGUAUCAUUUACUCUGCAACGGACUGAUCUGAGUAAAAUCUAUUUGAAGGUAUCUUGUUUGUAAACAUUUGUCAGAUUCUAACUUUUUUUUCUUUUUGUAUUAAAAAUUCAAAACAUGGAUGUAUAUGAAACAAAUAAAUGGAGAUCAUUGUUCUCUCCACAUAUGUAGGUGUCUUUUGAAUGUUCACUAACAUGUUUGUGAGGUUUGUUCUUAUGUGUAAGAUCCUAAAGUACAGAAGGGAAAUGUGGGAAAGGGAAAGGGAAAGGAUGGACAACCUCCCCCCAAAGUGUGAUUCUAUUUGUUUUUAAUCAGCUAUAAUAAAAAUUCUUCUGUGGUGCCACACGUUUGCAUUGAUGAUAAAGCAGUUGCGUGAGAAUUAUCCUUGCCAUUGCUAACUGAGAUGGUGACGAGUAAGUGGCUGUGUAAGGUUAAAUAACCGUCUCAGAAGUGCGUUUUGGUGGCUUUUCUACUUGGACAUACAGUACAAAAAUGGAAAGCCAAGAAGGACGAGAGGGGUGUUAAAUGUUUAGCUGUAAUUGCUCCCCACAGGUGACGUAUGCUACUGACAGUUUUGUAUGUGCACCAUAUCCAGCAGCAGUUGGCUUCUGACUAUUACACCUAUUUUAACUAGAUUUUGCACUAAUUCAUAAUUUUUGCCCUUCAAUGAUCUGGAAUUUAUCUGAUUAUGGAUAAGCUUCCCUUGGGUUUAACCUCACCCUGCUAUGCAAAAAUCUUUUCUGUUACUUUAUUAGACAUUGCUGUCGAUCACACUUUUCUUAUAAGUACAGGCUCAGGUGUACAGAUAAUAUAAGGUUAAUUUUCUCUAAGAAAGCUUCUGCUUUUGUAUAUAGAUGCUGUCAUUUAAUCAAUAUGAAUUCAAGAGGAAGUUAAUGUUCGUUGUGAGACCAUCCAUUUAUGUUUCUUAGACAGUAGGAAGAAGAGUAUUUGUGUGUUAGGGUAUAUUGUCUUAGGACUUUUUCAAAGAGAUGCUACAUAUUGUAUGCAUUAUGUUUAUACAAGAAGGACUUUUUCAAAUUUAAUCCUACAAAUACUGUCUCUUCAUCGUAUUUCUUUAUUACUCAUACUUAUGGCUGACCUUGAAAAACCAUGAUGAGAACUUUCCUACUUAUAGGCAAUAGAUCAUUGUUUUUAACAGAUUGUGACAAACUGAAGAAUAACUCUUUUUGUACAUAAUAGGACAUUUCAUCUUAGACAAAUAAAAUAAUGUUGUUGGACCUCAGAUUUGGUGGAGUUCCUAAUGAAACAUCAUUUGUUUAGAAUAAAAUAUGUAGCGCUUGGCAUUGCCAUACUGUGCAGAAAUUCUUUGAAGUUUUUCAUAUUAAUUAUGAAUGAGGAAAAUGCUACUUUCAUACACUUUUUACCAAGCCGCAUCAUUUUUCCUACUGCUUUGUAAUAUAUGAAGACAAUUCUUAGCUGUAUCAACUAUGGUAAUUUUUAGUUUUUUGAAAAACUUUAUUUAUGAGCCAGUGUAAUGUGUGUACAUUUUAAAUACCACUUCUGUAAAAGGAAUAAAGAAAAUUAUACUUUACUCAGUUUUUAAA
Messenger RNA from Python bivittatus (Burmese python), 11467 nucleotides. It is a transcript of the gene BPTF, whose product is annotated as bromodomain PHD finger transcription factor. Gene Ontology annotation, biological process: regulation of transcription by RNA polymerase II. Gene Ontology annotation, cellular component: NURF complex. The record is from RefSeq and is a predicted model, not a curated record. Lineage: Eukaryota; Metazoa; Chordata; Lepidosauria; Squamata; Pythonidae. Gene Ontology annotation, molecular function: RNA polymerase II cis-regulatory region sequence-specific DNA binding; zinc ion binding.